UCUGCUGAUCCACAAAGCCCUGAUAGCAGCUGGCCGUGUGGGAAAUGCACUUUUCGGAACCUCAGCGGUGCUAGCAGAUGUCGAGUUUGCGGGGCAGUGCGGACAACUGAGGGUCUUAAUGGUUCAUCUGGAAAUGAGGGACUACCGUCACCCUCCAGCACAGGAGUGAUCCCCAUACCAGCUCCCCGCAAGGCCGAGUGGGCCUGCCCGGCCUGUACCCUCUUAAAUGAGACUAGAUCCACACACUGUGUGGCUUGCCACACGCCACAGGUAUACUUGGCGCAGCACCACAAGCGAGGGGGGAGAAUGCUGCGGCGAAGAGAGAGUGUCAGGGCGGAGACACGAAGGCAGACGGACGAGGGGGAGGCCAAGGAGCUUUGGGAGAAUAUUGUCAGUUUUUGUCGAGAGAACAGGGUGAAUUUUGUGGACGACAGCUUCCCCCCAGGGCCUCGCUCCGUCGGCUUUCCGGAGUCUGACAGCGUCCAGCAGCGGGUA
Staurois parvus is the source of this 495-nucleotide messenger RNA. NCBI's taxonomy places the organism in Eukaryota, Metazoa, Chordata, Amphibia, Anura, Ranidae. The record is from the annotation of a GenBank genome assembly.